AUGCUGGGAUAUGUAGUCAUAAAUGAUGUUUUUCGCACAAUAUUUUACAACAGCACCCCUGGUGGUGUUAAAAGCUAUUUAAAUUAAUCUGUAAUCUGAUUGGUCCUCAAAGAGGGGGGUACUAAACUGAGAAAACCACCUCUUAAAAACUUCUAUUGGUAAUGAGAAUACGCUGAAAUACUAACAUAUCUCGGGGAAAGCAUAGCCUAACAUUGGGUCUGUAUUUAUGAAACACAGUGGAUAUUUAACGUUCAGUAUUAAACGGAUCUUUAUGAAAUGGAAAGCAGUCUGCCAAAAUUUCAGCAGCUCAGGAGAUCAGAAGCAUAUUCAAACAGAACUCUUAUUGGUACCGUCGUUUUCAUGGGAUUACUUCAAGUGGUAUCAAGUGUUGCUGUAGUACUUCACUUGACAGGUCAUCUUCAACAGGUCACCCAGACCGGACCAGCCCUAGUUGAGAUUUCGGACGACCUCCAGAGAGGGGAGUCACAGAGGUGCCCAAAAAAACCCAGGGAGGUCAUACCAUCAGCCCACCUGCCCAUUCAGCCUCCCAGUGGGCACAUCCAGAGAGAUAUCCAGAACACCAUGAUCCACUGGGACCACGCCCAUGGACACCUGUCCAAGAUCGGGUACCAUGACGGCAGGAUCCUAGUCCGCGAGGGAGGCCUGUACUACAUCUAUGUCAAAACCUGCUUCAGGUACUACGACCAGGUAGAGGAGUCACUGUUGGAGUCUCAUGCUCCAGGGAGAAAAGGUGCUUCAGCAGAGCCUAGCAUUCACAGAGAAGAUGGGGCCGGGGCUGGUGCCCUUCUUAUACAAUACGUGUUCCACGAGCGUCACAGUCACAGUGCCCCCCUCAGGCCAGCUGUGCUGAUGAAAAGCGGCAGCACCAAGCACUGGCAGAGGGGCCACUACCACAUGUGUUGUCAGCAGCAGGGAGGGGCUUUCCCCCUGGGGCCCGGGGACAGUAUCUACGUCAGCGUGUCCAAUUCCUGGCUGCUGGACCCGGAAGCUGAGGGAAGCUACUUCGGGGCCUUCAGAAUCAGCAGAUGAUGAAUGAGGAAGCAGACCCAGGGCAAUUAAUUGAUGAAUUAGUAACUGAUAUCUCUUUAAUCACAUUAAUCAUAUCUGUUAGGUAGCUGGACUGUCUGCAUAUGGAAUAGAUUUUGUAAAAUUUUUGUAUUUUUAUACUUCAAAAACAAACUGAAUUUGGCUCACUUUGAACUUAGUUUUAUGAAGUUUUCAAUAUUUAUGUAUUUUCUGAUGUCUCUCGUAUUCAAUUCUGUGUUCAGUUUUUUGUGUGUUUAUAGAACAUUACAAUAAAGCCAUAUACAAUUGUAAAAAUACAGGAGA
This is a messenger RNA of Oncorhynchus masou masou (cherry salmon), 1350 nucleotides long. RefSeq names its product tumor necrosis factor ligand superfamily member 11-like. Gene Ontology annotation, cellular component: membrane. Lineage: Eukaryota; Metazoa; Chordata; Actinopteri; Salmoniformes; Salmonidae. The transcript is spliced from 2 exons. Gene Ontology annotation, molecular function: tumor necrosis factor receptor binding. Bases 277 to 1050 code for a protein of 257 amino acids. The record is from RefSeq and is a predicted model, not a curated record. Gene Ontology annotation, biological process: immune response.